Molecule: messenger RNA, 854 nt
Organism: Zootermopsis nevadensis
Lineage: Eukaryota; Metazoa; Arthropoda; Insecta; Blattodea; Termopsidae
Source: RefSeq, a predicted model, not a curated record
UAACACAGAAUACCAAAAUGGUAAUCUAGGGUUUGAAGGAUCAUGUAGUGAUCUGUGGUUAUUGAUUUUCGUGGAUUUGUGUUUAGUGUGGGAAUAUUUAUAAUAUUCAUUUAUUGAAAAGUAAAAUACUCUUGUAUUUUAAACCAGCCACGUACUGAAUAAACAAACGUUUCUGUACAGGAAAUAUUUUACUUUUGUGUAAUAAUCGAACGGACGCAAUGUCAGGCAAUGGUGAUAGAUCCGCGUAUCCGGAGCAUGGUGAUGCUUAUUGGGGUGCACCUCAAAGCACUUAUAAUUUUGAUAUGACUGGCAACAAUUUUGGACAAGAAUUGAAUUUCCAAACUUUUGAUGCCGGUCAGCCGACUGAGGCUUCCUAUGCAGGAGGUCCAUUAUAUAGCGCUAAUCCUUAUAUGGACCCAUUAGGGGAACCUUCUGCCUACCAUGGCGGGGUAUUCACUCCAUCUGCAUCUUCAGAUAGUCAACCAGGAUUUGGAAAUGCCGCCUCGUCAUCCGACUUCGAGGAUGAACCACCGCUUCUGGAGGAACUCGGAAUCAAUCCAGAUCACAUCAUACAAAAGCCCAGAGACUGUUGGAUGAAAUGCGAAUCAUUGAAGUCAAAAAGGAACCAGGGUUCGACGAAUAAACGAAACAGGACUGCGAUGAGUAAUGUUUUGAUUUUCUUGACGGGCUGGAACGAACGUGAAGCGUGGAAUUGCUGGUCACUGACAUCUUUGAACACAUGCCUUUAUAAUUCGAGUGGUUUGCCUUUGUGCUGUGGUUUGUACCAUAUGAAUGAUGUUUUUAAUGUUUUAACGAUGGACGUUAAGGAAAAUAUAUAAUUUUGCAAUAUAAAC